Messenger RNA from Diaporthe citri, 1293 nucleotides. RefSeq lists its product as uncharacterized. Bases 1 to 1293 code for a protein of 430 amino acids. The record is from RefSeq and is a predicted model, not a curated record. The transcript is spliced from 2 exons. Lineage: Eukaryota; Fungi; Ascomycota; Sordariomycetes; Diaporthales; Diaporthaceae.
AUGCCUCCAAAACGCAAGGGCGUUGCCGAGCAUGCAAAGGUCCCAAUAGGUCGAAACAAGAUCCGCAGAGGACCAGCGGGGAAGAAGCUUGUAGAAGAGACUAUUCGCAAAAAUGUCUUAUUGUACCUCCAGAAGCUCACAGAUGAGGAGGCGACUAAUCCCGCAGGAAACAGCUUCCAAGGCAAGCUGUCGUCAGCAGUCGCGGGCGCGUUGGACCCGGUGGUAGGACCGGAAGCAGUCGCAGAUCUCUCGAGCUACGGUUUUCAAGACCUGACAGUCUUCGGCAACAGGGGAGCCGGGGAGCUGAUGGCGGGACUUCUGAGCAUCGUGGACGACGGCGGGGAACAGAGGCUCGCCCAGAUGCAGAGGAGCCUAGACGACGAGACGGACAAGAGGGUACAGGCAGAGAACGCGCUCGCCCAACUCCAGCAACUGAUCCCGAUCAGCGACGUCGGACAGCAAAACCUCGCAAGCGACCUCGAAGCCCUUGAACAGCCGGUUCAGGAUGCGGCAUGGCUGUACGACAUCCUGUGGAACGCGUGUCUGCUGUGGAUGGACGCGAGGCUGAGACAGUUGCGCUCGUAUCAAAGGCAUCUCGAGGUCAACCCAGCCGAGCCAUGGGGUGCCGACGGCCGUGCACGGAUGAUCAACGCUCGCAUGCACGGUGGAAAUCUACGCGUCGAUGCUCUCAUGGCCGCGCUCAAUUUCGGUUACUACCGGCACCACGAUGCUCAGUACGAUGGUUACAUCAGAACAGCCUUCCAGAAGAUGUAUAAACUAAGCAUAGCCGACGGACUAUGGUUAGCGAAGCAUGGUAACGAUAUUGCCAGGAAUGUUGACUGGCCUCAGGUCAUAGGCUUCAUUGACAAGUUCGUCGCUAUGUACGACUUCAUUCCUACAUCGGGGAACAGGAGGCCCCCCAACUUCAAGCAAGUCCUCACUGACCGAUUCGUGCCAUUGACCGCGCACAUCUCAAACCUCAUCGGGCAGGCAAAGGCAAACCGAGAUUGGGAAGCAGAUGCUGCAGCCAGACAGACCAUUACAACCCUUCAAGACGAUCUGUACAAUGAUUGCUCGGGCACGGGAUGGAUAAUGAAAAAUGACCCUAUGUGCCUGUGGGACAUGAUGGGAAGUUACCAACCACCUUGGCCAGAGGCGGCAUACUUGAGAGACGUGCCCACGGUGCCCAAGGUGCCCACAGUGCCCACCGUGUCCACCAUGCACCAGAGGACUGCUGGCCAGGGCGUGGCGGUAAUGAGGCUGCGACCACAGCCGAGAAUAAAGUACGCAUAA